AUCGAGUGGCUGUGAUAACUGAUAAGACACAAGCGUUCUGUUCCAAAAUCCAUAUUAUCCAAAAACCCAUUAAAUUUCUCUCUUCGACCCUCUCUUUUCCAGUUCAGAGUGGAGCACAUUCAUCUCUAUAAGGUAAUUUCGUUCUUCAUUUCUCUUUCCAAAUUUGGAUUGCAAACGGAAAAUCAUACAUAAGACUCUGAGAUUCAUCGGCGUUCAAAUUCUGGGUUUAUCUUAUUUUUCUCGUAAAUUUCCGUAUACAAUGCAUGCUCUAAGCAAUUGGUGUCCGACUAGUAGUUCCAAAGUCGAAUUAGGUUCUUCUUGCGUAGUUCGUCGGUCAGGGAAAAGGCUAAAGUGCGUAGGGUUUUCUGAUUGUUGUUGUGGAAAUGGCGGUUUCUCUUUGAUUUCCUUCAAUUUAAGAGUUUUUAGAAGUGGGUUUUGUUACGAGAAUUCGAAAUUCGACUGUAGUUGUGAGUUCCGCCAUGGAUGUUCUAAGCUUAUAGUUGCUCGAUUGAUGAAGCCGAAGAGGAAUUCUCUGGGCGCCUGGUUUUUAUCUGCUUGGGCUGUUGAACAACCAACGGUUGGUAAUGAAAUUGUUAGGGUUGAAUCGAAUUCUGAAGAUGAUUUGGCUGAGAGAAGUGAGGGGGAGGGCUAUGGCGGUUUGGAUUGGGAUGAUCAUCACAAUGUUAAUGGUGAAAAUGGCCAUGGAGGAGGGGAUUUUAAAGAUGAGGACGGAAUGGAGGGAGAGGGAGAUGUUUGGGUCGAUGUUCGUGCCCUAGCAGGUCGUUUGCAGCUCACCCGAACAGCAGAUGAUGUUGAGGAGGUUCUCAAGGAUGUGGGUGAAUUGCCUCUUCAAGUGUUCUCAUCCAUGAUUAGGGGUUUUGGGAGAGAUAGAAGGUUGGAGUGUGCAGUGGCUCUUGUUGAUUGGCUGAAGAGAAAGAAGAUUGAAACCGAUGGUCGUAUUGCACCGAAUUUGUUCAUAUACAAUAGUCUUCUCGGUGCAGUUAAGCAAUCUACAGUGUUUUCGAAAAUGGAAGAUGUCUUGGCUGAUAUGGCACAGGAAGGAAUCACUUCAAAUGUCAUUACAUACAAUACAAUUAUGUCAAUUUACUUGGAACAAGGACUAGCAAUGAAAGCUCUUGGCAUUCUUGAAGAGAUGCCGAAGAAAGGCCUAACUCCGUCUCCCGUGUCCUACUCUACGGGCUUACAAGCAUACCGAAGGAUGAAAGAUGGGAAUGGAGCUUUGAAGUUCAUGACCGAGUUGAGAGAAAAAUAUCGUAGCGGUGAGAUGGCAAAAGAUGAUAAUGUAGAUUGGGCUGACGAAUUCAUGAAGCUCGAAAACUUCACGAAACGCGUUUGCUACCAAGUAAUGAGGAUUUGGCUUGUGAAGGGCUACAGUGCAAGCACGAAGGUGUUGCAACUUCUCGUGGAAAUGGAUAAGGCCGGACUGUCACUUGAUCGUGCCGAAGAGGAACGACUUAUUUGGGCUUGUACGUGUGCGGAACACCAUAAUGUAGCAAAAGAAUUGUACUACAGGAUAAGAGAAAAACAGUGUGGUAUAAGUUUAUCUGUUUGUAAUCAUGUGAUUUGGCUGAUGGGGAAAGCUAAGAAAUGGUGGGCAGCUUUGGAGAUUUAUGAAGAUUUGUUGGAGAAAGGACCAAAACCAAAUAACAUGUCAUAUGAACUAAUUGUCUCGCACUUUAAUGUUCUUCUCACAGCUGCAAAGAAAAGGGGGAUUUGGAGAUGGGGUGUGAGGUUACUCAACAAAAUGGAAGAGAAAGGUCUUAAACCCGGAAGUCGGGAAUGGAACGCGGUUCUUGUUGCUUGUUCCAAAGCUGCAGAAACUUCUGCAGCUAUAGAAAUUUUUAGGAGAAUGGUCGAACAAGGCGAAAAACCCACCAUUCUUUCCUACGGGGCACUACUUAGCGCUCUGGAAAAGGGAAAACUCUAUGAUGAAGCACGUAGUGUCUGGGAUCAUAUGAUUAAAGUCGGGGUAAAGCCAAACAUCUAUGCUUAUACAACUAUGGCUUCAGUUUUCACUGGCCAAGGAAAGUUCAACAUGGUUGAAGUCACUAUCAAUGAUAUGGUAUCAUCUGGCAUUGAGCCAACGGUCGUCACCUACAAUGCAAUAAUCACGGGAUGUGUCCGUAAUGGUUUGAGCAGUGUAGCUUACGAGUGGUUUCACCGAAUGAAAGUUCGAAACAUCUCUCCAAACGAGGUGAGUUACGAGUUGCUCAUCGAGGCCCUUGCAAAGGAAGGAAAACCGAGGCUUGCUUAUGAGUUAUACUUGAGGGCUAAGAAUGAUAGUCUCAAUCUUUCCUCUAAGACAUAUGAUGCAGUAAUUCAAUCCUCUCAAGUUUAUGGGGCCUCCAUUGAUAUAAGAGCGUUAGGGUCUCCACCACCUGACACGAACAAGAGUUCAUAGAUUAAAAAAAAUAUCGACUUUUGACGAAAGUUCAUAACUCUGCCGAUGUUCCCAAGGAAAACAAACAAUUUCAGAAAAAGGAAGCGAUGAUGUGUCGGUACCGUAAUCUUAUAUGUGCAGUGCAGGAAGCAUUAUGAGCAACUGAGGAAACCUAUGGCUUCUGAUGACCCGACCGAGCACAUACUGAGCUCGAGAAAGCCAAUAGAAAGCAAUGUGGCGUGGAGGAACUUCAUCAAUGACUGAUCAAGGAGUCAACUUAGAACUUGUGCAGUAAGAAACUUUUCUCUGUUGAUAUGUUUGGAAAUUUGAUGGUCAAAACACAAUAUGUGAUGUAGAAAACCAUUUUUUAAUGAAAGGAAAUGAAAAUUUGUAGCUUUUUCGUUUUUUAUA
Momordica charantia (bitter melon) is the source of this 2812-nucleotide messenger RNA. Its product is annotated as Pentatricopeptide repeat (PPR-like) superfamily protein. Gene Ontology annotation, molecular function: protein binding. The record is from RefSeq and is a predicted model, not a curated record. Lineage: Eukaryota; Viridiplantae; Streptophyta; Magnoliopsida; Cucurbitales; Cucurbitaceae.